AUGAACUGUAACCUGCUCCUGUCCUGCUCCGUCCUCCUGCUCUCCUGCAGUCAUCUGUUAGCACAUCCUGUUUCUGACACAGCUGACAUGACUUACAGCGGCCCUGAUUCAGUGGAAGAGGCCGGAGGCGUCAGUCCAGAUGAUUUCUCUGUCUCUGAUCUCAAUGAUCUCCUGCAGAGGGCGGCAGUCCUGGAAUAUUCCCCGCUGCUCAGCCGAGAGAAUAUCAAAGUGCCUGGGCAGAUUCCUAAAGAGGCUCUUAGAGAGUUACUGUUAGAAAAACCGUAUCGCCUCAUUCCUCCCAGCGGCCUGUGGGGCGGCAGGAGACAGUUCAGGAAGAGAAGCGGCGGUGCAGAUUGCUUCUGGAAAUACUGUGUUUGAGGCAUUCGUGACAUACUGAACUGAGUCACAGGGCUUUUAUAGCUAUUCCUACCAGUAUGGACUCUCUCUUUCACACACACCCACACAUAAAUAUACAUAAUACAAAAGCAAAAAUAUACAGGACACAGUUAUAAAACUUUUGUGCAAAACAGUUGCUUCACAGAGAGACUGAUGUAAACCACUAACGUAAAGUAUCUGAGAUUUUUUUUUCACAUAUCUUCAGCUUGUAUGUGUCUGUAAAUUUUGAAUAACAUAUAAUUCUGGAAUAUUUGAAAUAAGUCUUUAUAGAAGA
Molecule: messenger RNA, 670 nt
Organism: Carassius auratus (goldfish)
Lineage: Eukaryota; Metazoa; Chordata; Actinopteri; Cypriniformes; Cyprinidae
Gene: uts2a
Product: urotensin 2, alpha
Exons: 4
Coding region: 1-378 (125 amino acids)
Biological process (GO): blood vessel diameter maintenance; regulation of blood pressure
Cellular component (GO): extracellular region
Molecular function (GO): hormone activity
Source: RefSeq, a predicted model, not a curated record